Messenger RNA from Scleropages formosus (Asian bonytongue), 1914 nucleotides. RefSeq names its product F-box protein 15 (gene fbxo15). The record is from RefSeq and is a predicted model, not a curated record. Gene Ontology annotation, cellular component: SCF ubiquitin ligase complex. Gene Ontology annotation, molecular function: protein binding. Lineage: Eukaryota; Metazoa; Chordata; Actinopteri; Osteoglossiformes; Osteoglossidae. Bases 283 to 1794 code for a protein of 503 amino acids. The transcript has 11 exons.
AAGUUAACACCCCUGACAAAGUUGCGCUUUCUGAGAAACUUAGGUUUGGUUUGUGAAACUUAAGAGUUGCUUUGCGAGCAUACUUGUUUGUUGUGAAAACCUGAAAUUUGGCAGCUUACGAGGAAUGUAUGCGUUAUUUGUGUUUGAUGUUACCUAGACAACGGUGGUUACUUGAGGCAAUGUUUUGAAAAUCAGAUGCUGCUGCAGUGCAAAAUACAACUUGAAGUACGAUCUACGCCGUAGACUACGAGCCGAACUAAGCUCGUCGCACGUGAGGUUGCCAUGGCAACAGGUCACGCGCAGCACGUGUGGGGAGUGAAGGCCGUGACAUGCGCGUGCAGCAGCCGUCCUCAGCGGCAUCCCAGCAGCCAGUGCGUGAAAGCCAGAAAUACUGAAAGGCGGGACCCAUGGAGGAAAACGUCACAAAGACGGUCGUUCUCCACUUCAACGUUAUCGUGCAGAACUGACGCCAGGUCUGCUGAAAACUGGUUUGAGAGAAUGCCAACUGAAAUACUCCGGAAGAUUCUGGCGUACUUGGAUGCCGCCUCCAUCUUCUGCAUCGGCCAUGUCAGCAAGAAAUUCAGUGAACUAGCAAAUGAUAAUGCUCUGUGGUACAGGAUGUACGCACGUGAAUUUCAAGGAAAAGGGUUCAGGUCUAAACGGAUGAAUACCGUGGUGGAAGGAAUGAAUUUUACAUCUAUUCAAGAGAAGCCGACAGGGUACUGGAAGAAGCUGUAUUUCAGAAAGCUGUCUGGAUAUGAUGAGAGUAAGUGGAAGAGACAGCUGAAGGACAUCAGCCCUUACACAGGAUUGCCUAUACUAACGGAACAAGUGCUCAGGAGUCUCCAUGUCAAGUGGGAGAUCACAAUAACGGAGAAAGGGGGGAAAGAGAGCUCUCUUCAGCAGUCCCGUGCCUACUUCUCUGGGUCGUCGGUCACCGUGUGCUGGAGCAGUGGCAGUCUGCCCAUACUGUACAGUGUUUCCUCACUGAAGUUGCAUGGAGUGAUGAGGGCACCACUGGGUUGCUCCGGUGUGAGCAAGCCUGGAUGGAGAUCCCUCAUGGCAGAGUUCAGUGGGGAGAGUAUCCAGAAGAGUGCGAGAUUCCUUGGCUCUGACAAUUUCAUAAAGCUAUUGUACUUGGACCCGGGAUGUGUCAUUGGAAUAUGGCAGGACCAGUGGUCGAUGGCCUUCAUCAUGGUGAACUUGCACUUCCAGCAAUUAGUGGAAAGAAGUCUCCUUGGGUCAUCCUUAUGCCCCUAUGCACUGCCAGAGAAGAAGGCAGUCUUUGAUGAUGUGGACCCAGAGUACGGUCUCCAUGGAUACACGUUGCACAUUUUACUGCACAACACAGUGGAGAACAUCAUGUCAGGCCGUUUCUCUCAGCUGAGGUGCAAGAAAGAUGAGAUCCAAAAAGGGUUCAUCAAGCUGACAGCCAUCAGCAGGGAGAAACUGUCCCAGCACUCUCCUCUCUCUGGCAAGUUCCACCUGCCGUGGCGCUCUGAGUUUUUGAACGGGAGCGUUGAGAACACAUUCAUGAUGAGUCUGACCCUUCUGGAUGAUGCUCAGACUCCGUUCUGGUGCGUGAGCUCACCUGUGUCCAUGACCGUGUGCAGACCAGAAUGGGUGUCGUACGACUACGAUGGGGAUCACUACUACACCCGGUACCAGGACGCAGAGGGAAAGGUCAAAAUGAACUUUGUGUGGUUGAAGGAGCACAAUCAGUUCUUUAUAAUUAACCUUGCAGUUUACCUUACAACAGCUAAAGUCAAUAAUCACUUCAGAAGAUCAUACUGAAAGCCAGGCUCUUGGAUUCUGGGAUGCAGAUGUUUUAUUUUAGCAUUGUUAUAGCACAUGUUGCUGUAAAUAUAUGUACCUAUGGGGUUUCAUAUAUUUUUUUUUAAACUUAAUUGGAAA